This is a messenger RNA of Mucor velutinosus, 2616 nucleotides long. RefSeq lists its product as uncharacterized. The coding region runs from base 1 to 2616 and encodes 871 amino acids. Gene Ontology annotation, molecular function: ubiquitin-protein transferase activity; protein binding. The transcript has 2 exons. NCBI's taxonomy places the organism in Eukaryota, Fungi, Mucoromycota, Mucoromycetes, Mucorales, Mucoraceae. Gene Ontology annotation, biological process: protein K6-linked ubiquitination. Gene Ontology annotation, cellular component: BRCA1-A complex; BRCA1-BARD1 complex. The record is from RefSeq and is a predicted model, not a curated record.
AUGAUACAUUCAAUAUCCCAACCAUCCAAAUCCACAUUGUCCAGAGUAUCUUCUCCGCCUCAUGCUGCAUCGACAAACAAACAGGCAGAAAGAAUACAUGCAAACACAGAUGAAGAGGAUGACGAGGACAUGGUCAACUACAAACCGCAAAAGAAGAAGCGUAGUCGUUUGCUGACACAUUCAUCAUCACCCGAACCUGCAGUAAAGAAGGGUUUGAGAAAAGCAUAUCAAAAUCCAAAUAGAAAAGACAAGGCCGGACGCACCAAGAUAUUCUCUGCCACGACAGCUGGUCAUUUGGACAAGGUAAAAGAGUUGGUCGAUUGCGGUGCUGAUGUCAAUUUCAAAGACAAUGCUGGAUGGACACCUUUGCAUGAAGCUGCGUUGAAAGGCCAGUAUGAAAUUGCAAAAUAUCUCAUUCAACAGGGUGCUGAAGUCAAUGUUCGAGGUUUCGGGUUGGAUACCCCACUACACGAUGCUUGCAACAGCAAUUCACCAGAAUGUGUUCAAUUACUCGUGGAUGCUGGUGCGGAUGUAUUUGCUCUGAACGAAGCUGAAAAGAGGCCCAUUGAUGUCUGCACGGAUGCUACCUGUCAACGCAUUGUCAAGACCAGAAUGAAGCAACUGGACCAGUUACUAGCCAGAGACAAUGACGGCCGAUCAUCACUCCAUCGCGCUUGCUUGGCCAACAAACUCGAAAAAGCGCAAUAUUUGAUCAAGCAAGGCGCUGAUGUCCACGCCAAGGAUAACGAAGAUGCAACACCUUUACAUUUGUCUUGUGCAUGUGGUCAUGUGGAUAUUGUUAAACUACUGAUUGAUCAAGACGCUAUCAUUAAUAUUCUCGGUACAAAUCAAAUGGACACACCAUUGCAUGAAGCCAGUCGUCAUGGACACGAAGAAAUAGUCAGUUUGUUGAUUGCUGCAGGAGCCGAUGUGAACAUGGAAGACAAGGCGGGAAACAAACCCUACCACGUUUCGGCUGCAUUUCCGACUAUCCGACAAAUGCUAACAGCACGCAUGGACGAAGUCAAAUUGGAAAAGGAAGCUUGCAACGCUUUGGAUGAAAUUGCUAGUAAAACAGCUUCUCGUAAUGAGCCUGUACGCCAGUUGACCCGAGAAGAGAGGAAGAUCCAAAACUAUCUGCGUGCCUUUGCCAACAUGGAUAGUGGAAAACAGCAACAGCAGCAGCAAUUGGACGAGUACACUGGACCUAUCACAUUGCCUAGACGUAGAAAACGAACGACUAGUCGCAGAAAAUCGCUCUCGGUUGAAAGUGAUGCUUCCACCAGCAAAAAAGCUAGUAUUGUAAAAUUACACGCUUCCAAGAAGGACACCAGUGGUCGAACACACCUUCACAAGUACGCAAAACGAGGAGAUGUUGGCAGUGUCGAGGCGUUAUUGGAAUUAGGUGCAGAUGCCAACGAGAAGGAUUACGCUGGUUGGACAGCACUUCACGAAGCCGCACUCAAUGGACACCUUAAAGUGGUUAAAGCUCUUUUAAAGUAUGGUGCUGAUGUCAACUCCAAAGGUGCUGAUUUAGAUACACCAUUACAUGAUGCAACCGAGAAUAACCAUUGCGAAAUUGUGGAGCUGUUACUGGAACGCGGCGCUGAUCCUUUUGCUCGCAAUGUCCAUGAUGCUGAGCCUAUUGAUAUUGCUACUGAACACGACUAUCAAGACAUCAUGUUGGUAUUGCAGGCCGCCAAUCCAGUGGUGAAGAAGAAGCGAAACAAGAAGAUACUAGUCAAAAAAGAAGAUUUUUCCAGCGACCAUGGACCAAUAGCUGCAGAUCGUGUACCAUCAAAAACUGCUAGUAACAAUGCUAAACCUCAUACAAAAAAGCGUCGUUUGAUUCAAGCAGCAGAUUUAGAAAAGAGCCCUUCUUUAGCACCGGAUGAAGAAGAGGACGACGAAGAAGAAGAUUUAGAAGAUAUUCCAUUACCGCGUCGUCGUCGCAAGCAUUCACGCAACUCUGAUUCUGAUGUGGUCCAAGUAAAGCAAGAGCCUGGCGUUCACGGAAAGGAAACUUUAGCUAGAGCAUCACUUCUGCGAUGUGCUCCUCCCUCCAAGAAGAAUUUGUUUCAUGCAUCAACGGAUAUAUCUGCAGAGCAACAGCAGCUGCAUUCACCCAUCCAUACACCACCACCCGAGAACUGGAUCAAAGAGCGCGAAUGCAACUACACACCUCUUUAUACAGUGCAAAUUAACCCGCAAUUGCCAGUCUACUACGUUGUUGAUCUUCAAGUCAGUCUGUUUCUCGGCCUGUCGUUGGAAGAGUUCUGGUCUAGCUACUCUUAUUUGACCCUGAAGCGAAAACCCAUCCAUUCUGACAGUAAAGCAAGGCUAUGGCCUACACUCAACAGCAUGAUUCAUCAGGAUAAAUCGCUAUUCAUUGCCAGUCCACUGUACUUUAUUCCAUUUGACGACGUUGUUGAUAUCAUCAAGAGGGAUUUCAGUCAAUUAGGCGAUAAAAUCCUUACAAUCACUCUGGACAUUGGCCAUCCCACUGAGCAGCAGGAGCCACCAAAGAAGAAGCUCUGUAGCCUACCACCCAAGAUCGCCCUGAAGAUGAAGAAAUGCGGUUACAAAUUCCAGCAGUAUACUACAUCCACAUCUUGA